AUGACGUUCCCCGACGAGUGGGGCGCCGACGGCGGCGACGGCGGCCCGACCGAGUCGAAGCUCGUCCCGCUCUCGAUGCAGAGCAACGAGGCGCUCCUCAUCAAGACGCUGCUGGCGCGGAGCUGCCCGAGCGCAAGGCUGAGCCGCGUGCAGCGCGUGCAGAACAAGAUGCUGUGGCGCGAGUAUGCCGACUACCGCGACAAAUCACUCGUCCACAUCUGCGCCGGCGGCGACGUCAACGAGAUGCUCCUCUUCCACGGCACGGCGGAGCGGGCGGCGACGGAUGUGCUCGCGCAUCAGAACGGGCUCGACCCGCGCUUCUCGAACGGCGGCUUUUACGGCCAGGGCAUCUACCUGGCGGAGGACCCGUCCUACCCGAUCGGCGGCCGGUACGCGCACCGCAUCUCCGGCUCGGGCGGGAGCCGCGUGCAGCUGCUCAUCGUGAAGGCCGCCCUCGGCUCGCAGCAGGAGAUGGGGCAGCGCAUCAGCGCGGAGACGAGGGCGAUGCGGAUGCCGGACGUGCGCGUCGAGGGCCCUCCCCGACUCCUCUACAACAGCGUGCGCGGCGGGCCGCACCGCCCCUUCGUCUCCGGCGGAGGCGAGAACGGGUGCGACGCCUCCAUCGUCCACGUGGUGUACGAGUCGCGCCAGAUGUACCCGGCGUACGUGAUCGAGGUCGAGAUGGAGAUGGGGGCCGAGGUGGUGGCGGCCGUGCGGGCGAUGGGCGUGGCGGCGGUGGCAGCGGCGCUGCGGGCGCACGGGUCGGUCAGUCGCGUCGCGCUUGCGGCUUGCGGGCGGUUGGGCCGUCUGUGCGCUGAGGUGCGGAACAAGCAAGCUGCGGCGGACGCAGGCGCGAUCGAGGCGAUCGUGGCGGCGAUGCAGGCGCACCCGCAGGUGGCGGACGUGCAGCAGAAUGGCUGCUGCGCGAUGGCGAACGUGUGCUGCGGCACCGACGCCGCAGGGCUUGCACGCAAGCAGCGCGCAGCAGACGCAGGCGCGUUCGAGGCGAUCGUGGCGGCGCUGCAGGCUCACCCGCAGGAUGCGGGCGUGCAACAGCAAGGCUGUUUGGCGUUGGGCAACGUGUGCUCCGGCACCGACGCCGCAGGGCUCGCACGCAACCAGCGCGCAGCAGACGCGGGCGCGAUCGAGGUGGUUGUGGCGGCGCUGCAGGUUCACCCGCAGGUGGCGGUUGUGCAGCAGAAUGGCUGCGGGGCGAUGGCCAACGUGUGUCUCGGCAGCGACGCCGCAGCGAUUGCACGCAAGCAGCGCGCAGCAGACGCGGGCGCGAUCGAGGCGAUCGUGGUGGCGCUGCAGGCUCACCCGCAGGUGGCGGUUGUGCAGCAGAAUGGCUGCCAGGCGAUGGCCAACGUGUGCUCUGGCAGCGACGCUGCAGCGCUCGCACGCAUCCAGCGCGCAGCAGACGCGGGCGGCAUCGAGGUGGCUGUGGCGGCGCUGCAGGCUCACCCGCAGGUGGCGGUUGUGCAGCAGUCUGGCUGCAGGGCGAUGUUCAACGUGUGCUUCGGCAGCGACGCAGCAGCGCGGGCGCGGAGGCAGCGAGCUGUGACUGUGGGCGCGACCGAGGCGGUGGCAGGGGCUAUGCAGGCGCACCCGGGAGACGCAGCUGUUCAGAGGCGAGGGCAGCGUUUGCGUGAUCUUCUUGCCUGA
Messenger RNA from Emiliania huxleyi CCMP1516, 1665 nucleotides. RefSeq lists its product as hypothetical. Bases 1 to 1665 code for a protein of 554 amino acids. NCBI's taxonomy places the organism in Eukaryota, Haptophyta, Isochrysidales, Noelaerhabdaceae. The record is from RefSeq and is a predicted model, not a curated record. Gene Ontology annotation, molecular function: protein binding; NAD+ poly-ADP-ribosyltransferase activity. The transcript has 2 exons.